AUGGGCUCCUCCCCCAGCACCCCGGCCAGCGGCGACCUGGCUGUCGCCAUCAACGCCUUUGGCAACUCGCUGUUCGACAAGGUGGUGGCAGAGGCCAAGCCAGGCGCCAGCGCUGGCAUCUUCCUGUCGCCAUACGGCAUCGCCCAGGCGCUGGCGAUGGUGCUGAACGGCGUGGAUCCUGGGGGCGACUCCUACCAGCAGCUGCAGGAGGUGGUGUUUGGGGCGGGCGCCGGGCCCGGCCCGGCCCUCGACGCCCUAAACACCCAGCUCAAGCAGCUCAGCACCGCGCUGGUCAAGGAGCCUACCGACGACCUGACGGUCAGCGACGCCAACUCGGCCUGGCUGCACCAAAAGUACGGCCUGCAGGCCCCCUACGCCCGCGCCCUGCAGUCGGCGUUUGGCGCCCAGGCCGCGCCCCUCACCACUGCCGCCGCCAUCAACGCCUGGGUCAGCGAGGCCACCCGCGGCAAGAUCACCGGCAUCGUGGAUGACGGCGCCGUGAGCCAGGCCAUCCUCAUCCUGGUCAACGCCGUGUACUUCAAAGCCCUGUGGCAGUACCAGUUCAAGAAGGCAUCCACCUUCCCGGCCGACUUCCACCUGCUGCAGCACGGCGCCGCGCCGCUGCAGGCAGCCACCAUGUUCCAGGUGUUCAAGCCUGACAGCCGCAUCCAGACCGCGGUGCUGCCGGCAACAGCGGCGGGCGGCGCUGCGCUGGAGUGCCACGCGGUGCGGCUGCCUUACCGAGGAGGGGAGUACUAUGCGGUGGCGGCCAUGCCCGGCGGCGAGCUCAGCGGGGCGGCUGCCGAGGGCGGCGGGCUGGGGCUGGUCACGCCGGGCGGCGCCACGGUGCCUUAUGCCCAAGCCCUGGCUGCCUGCCGGCAAGCGCUGCUGUCCAGCCUGCCGCAGCUGUCCAGCGGCGGCAGCGGCAACGCCUCCGGCCUGUGGCAGGUCAGCCCCAAGGACGUGAAGCUCUUCCUGCCCAGGCAAGGCACCCUUCCACCCGCUGGCCGCCCGCUCCUGCCCCUGGUUGCCAGCCCUGCUGCUGGGUUUGAGGUCGAGUUCUUUGCCAGCCUGAACCAGUCGCUGCAGGAUCUGGGGGUCACCAAGCCCUUUGCCGGAGGCGACAUCACGCUGAUUGCGGCAGACAGCCAGGGCAACGCGGUUGGGGACCUGUUUGUGUCGGAUGUGCUGCACAAGGUGUAUGCCAAGGUGGAUGAGAGCGGCACAGAGGCGGCUGCCGUCACUGCCAUUGUAGCGUGCGGGCCAGAGCUGGAGCUUCGCUUCGACCGGCCGUUUGCGUUUGCCGUGGUGCACGGCCCCACCGGACUGGCCCUGUUUUGCGGCGAGGUGCACAAGCCAGAAGAGUUCUCAAAGGGGCUGUGA
Messenger RNA from Chlorella variabilis, 1383 nucleotides. RefSeq lists its product as hypothetical. Lineage: Eukaryota; Viridiplantae; Chlorophyta; Trebouxiophyceae; Chlorellales; Chlorellaceae. The record is from RefSeq and is a predicted model, not a curated record. The transcript has 11 exons. Bases 1 to 1383 code for a protein of 460 amino acids. Gene Ontology annotation, molecular function: serine-type endopeptidase inhibitor activity.